This is a messenger RNA of Talaromyces amestolkiae, 1593 nucleotides long. RefSeq lists its product as uncharacterized. Gene Ontology annotation, cellular component: membrane. NCBI's taxonomy places the organism in Eukaryota, Fungi, Ascomycota, Eurotiomycetes, Eurotiales, Trichocomaceae. Gene Ontology annotation, biological process: carbohydrate transport; transmembrane transport. The transcript has 2 exons. The record is from RefSeq and is a predicted model, not a curated record. The coding region runs from base 1 to 1593 and encodes 530 amino acids. Gene Ontology annotation, molecular function: carbohydrate:proton symporter activity.
AUGGUCCCCUCCACACCGGUCACAGAGUCACCUUUGACAGUCGGUGCCUUGAAGAACAAAGGCACCACAUUUUUUUGGCUUUCAAAUGGAGGUAUUAUCAAACUCAACUUGAUGCUUGCGCUUUUCCAAAUAUCAAGUUAUGCUACCGGUUAUGAUGGUUCUAUGAUGAACGGGCUCCAGUCCCUCACUACAUGGCAAACUUCUUUCAACAACCCAGGAGCGUCUGAACUCGGCCUUUUAAACGCGAUACAGAAUGUCGGUCAGCUCAUUACCAUGCCCGUUUGUGCAUACAGCUGCGAUAGGUUCGGUCGCCGUCCGGUGCUUUUUGUCGGAGCUUUUAUUCUUGUGAUCGGGGUCGCUCUUCAGGCUGCAGCACAGAAUGUCGGCAUGUUCAUCGCGGCGCGAGGCAUCAUCGGUAUGGGACUCGUCCUGAACAUUACGGCAGCACCCCUUCUGCUUCUAGAAUUGGCAUAUCCUGGCCAGCAGGGACCCCAGGUUGCCAUCUACAACAGUCUUUGGAAUCUAGGUGCUUUGGUAGCCGCCUGGGUGACAUACGGUACGUUUCGUAUCGAAAGUACCUGGGCAUGGCGCAUUCCAUCAGUUCUGCAGGGUCUCUCCAGCGUCAUCCAGAUCGGACUUUGCUUCUUCGUAGAAGAGUCGCCGCGAUGGCUUAUUAGCAAAGAGCGUGACGAGGAGGCAAGACAACUGAUUUGCAGGUAUCACGCCAACGGUGACGACUCUGAUCCUCUCGUCACUCUCGAGAUGGAGGAGAUCCGUACUGCUCUUCGUCUGGAGGCGGAGGCAAGGCGCAAUACAUCGUACCUGACCUUCUUCCAAAAUAAGGCGAAUAUCAAACGAUUUUUCAUCAUUUUGUCUGUGGGUUUCUUUUCACAAUGGAGCGGAAACGGUCUCAUUUCAUAUUACCUCACCUUGAUUCUUGACUCGAUCGGCUAUACCGCUGAAAGCACCCAGACACUAAUUAACGCACUGCUGACGUUGUGGACCUUGCUCUGGAGUGUGCUUUUUGCCACUGUGAUGAACAAGUUCGGCCGUCGUACUCUGUUUCUCAUUUCCACCGCGGGUUCAUUGGCUGUCUACAUUGUCUGGACGGGUCUCGAGGCGACCUACGAGAAGCAGACCGCACUCGAAGGUACGGGAGAUGAUGGUUAUGCCAAGGGAGUUCUGGCCAUGAUAUUUUUAUUCAACUUUUUCUUCUCAAUCGGCUGGACUCCCCUGCAGGUGACGUAUUGUAUCGAGAUCUUACCGUUCGACUUACGUGCCCGGGGACUCGUGCUGUACAAUUUGUUCGUCGCCCUUGCCAGUAUCUUCAAUCAGUACGUGAACCCUAUCGGAGUGACAAACAGCAAGUGGAGAUACUAUAUCACCUAUGACGUAUGGCUCCUGUUUGAGCUCAUCGUUGUGUAUUUUCUCUUUGUGGAAACGGGCAAUCUCAGCUUGGAAGAAACAGCGGUAAUUAUGGACGGAGAGGAGUACGAGAACAAACUGAUUGAAGGUGCGGCCUCCGUUGCCGAGAAGAACCUUCAGAAAGACGACGUCGCAGUGGAAAGCAAGGCGCUGCCGGGCGAAUCGUAA